UGACUGCUGAUCGUGGGCUCGAAACACGCGGAACUGUCUUCCAUCGAUGCCAGUAAUUUCUGUUUGGUGAAGAUUUAUAAAAAAAAAGUCAUGUCUGACUUCGAUAUGCCUUCCUCGAGUUCGCUUGGGGGCCUGGAUAGCUCCAAAAGAGCUCAAUUAAUGGAUCAAGUCAAAACCCAAAUCGCUCUAGCGAACGCACAAGAAUUACUUCAAAAAAUCUCGGAUAAAUGCUUUAAAAAGUGUAUCUUCAAACCUGGGGCUUCACUGGACAACUCAGAACAGAAGUGCAUAGCAUUGUGUAUGGACCGCUAUAUGGAUUCCUGGAAUACCGUCUCACGAGUUUACACUGCAAGGCUACAAAAGGAACACAGUAAUAUGUCGGGGGGUUAUUGAUAAAUGUAAAUUAUCCCAUUGGAGUACAACACUAUAGGUCAAAAUCUGGAAAUUUGUACUAUAUUGUAGUAUAAUUUUGAUUUUAUUUGUAUACAUUUUUAUACCUUAAGCUUUCUAUGUUGCAUAGAAACUAUGUAUGAAUAGAUAAUUUAACAAAUACAGGGCUAUAAACUUGCGAAUUUUAUACUGAUAUUGUUAUUUUGAAUCUCAGAAGAUUUGUUUUAAGGGGCAGACCAUAAGCAUUUUGAUAGGGGAGAAGGCAGGGUUAACAUAAAAAAAUAAUGAGCAGACCU
This is a messenger RNA of Nematostella vectensis (starlet sea anemone), 686 nucleotides long. Its product is annotated as mitochondrial import inner membrane translocase subunit Tim13. The transcript is spliced from 3 exons. The record is from RefSeq and is a predicted model, not a curated record. Bases 91 to 393 code for a protein of 100 amino acids. NCBI's taxonomy places the organism in Eukaryota, Metazoa, Cnidaria, Anthozoa, Actiniaria, Edwardsiidae.